GCAGGGAGGCGGAGGCGGGGAGCCGGAGGGAGGGGACUUAACUCUUCUUAAAUGUCAUACUUUAAUGGGGAUGGAAAUUGUGAAUUUUCUGUGCAUUCCAGGAACAAUUCCUUGGGGUGGUGACCUUUAGCACCGAUUCUCUUAAGAGAGGAAAGUAGUGGAGUGUUUAUCUGGAUGACUGAAAGCUUUCCCUGGUGGAAGUUUAUGGAAGUGUUAAAGGGGGCGGAUAAGACGGGCUUUGGAGGCGCUUGUCCAAUGAUCUGGAGGGGCUUGGAGAGCCGAUCUCAGCUGGCAGACAUUUAAAUGGGAGACAGCUCGGCGCUGCUGCAAUUUGUAGGCAGGAUCCGAGACUCUCUCCCUCUAUGGACUCCCGGGUAGCUCCGGGCUCCCGCGCCACCCGCUCCGCUGAGUGACCCGCCGGGCAGAGCCCCGCAGAGCCCCGGACCCCGCCGAGGAGCCGCCGCCGCCACGCCGGUCCUGGCCGCGGAGCCGCCGCGCAGGAUGGUCCGCACGCUGUACGCCCUCAGCGCCGUGUUUCUCCUGAUGGGAUUUCUGCUCCCCGCAGCAGAAGGGAGAAAGAGGAACCGCGGGUCUCAAGGUGCCAUCCCUCCUCCCGACAAAGACCAGCCCAAUGAUUCAGAGCAAAUGCAGACGCAGCAGCAGCAGCAGUCGGGCUCCAGGCAUCGGGAGCGAGGCAAAGGCAGCGCGAUGCCUGCCGAGGAGGUGCUGGAGUCCAGCCAGGAGGCGCUGCACAUCACCGAGCGCAAGUACCUGAAGCGGGACUGGUGCAAAACCCAACCCCUCAAACAGACCAUCCACGAGGAAGGCUGCAACAGCCGCACCAUCAUCAACAGGUUCUGCUACGGCCAGUGCAACUCCUUCUACAUCCCCAGGCACGUCCGGAAAGAAGAAGGCUCCUUCCAAUCGUGUUCCUUCUGCAAGCCCAAGAAAUUCACCAGCAUGACUGUUACCCUCAAUUGCCCUGAGCUGCAGCCCCCGAGGAAGAAGAAGAGGAUCACCCGGGUGAAGGAGUGCCGGUGUAUAUCCAUCGACUUGGACUGACUGGGGUGUGGGGAUUGCACUCUGACUGUACGCAGGCAUUGCUGGUGGGAGAGCGAGUGGGGGCUGGGCAGAACUGCCCAGGGCUGGGCAAAACUGAAGGACCUUAAAACAAGCAGAAAA
Molecule: messenger RNA, 1182 nt
Organism: Dryobates pubescens (Downy woodpecker)
Lineage: Eukaryota; Metazoa; Chordata; Aves; Piciformes; Picidae
Gene: GREM1
Product: gremlin 1, DAN family BMP antagonist
Exons: 2
Coding region: 502-1062 (186 amino acids)
Biological process (GO): animal organ morphogenesis
Molecular function (GO): BMP binding; receptor ligand activity
Source: RefSeq, a predicted model, not a curated record